Botrytis cinerea B05.10 is the source of this 527-nucleotide messenger RNA. RefSeq lists its product as hypothetical. Lineage: Eukaryota; Fungi; Ascomycota; Leotiomycetes; Helotiales; Sclerotiniaceae. Bases 150 to 410 code for a protein of 86 amino acids. The record is from RefSeq and is a predicted model, not a curated record. The transcript has 3 exons.
GAGAAGAGCUCUAUCCAAAUAUCUUUAUUUUGUGUUCUUCUAUCCAGAUACUCACUCGUGCGACGUGUAUCGCACCAUAACACUUCUUGACUUUCAACCAUAAUUCCUAUCGGCCUUACAGAAUCAAACUUUUUGAUCACUUGACAGCCAUGCCUCAAUCCUUAUCGUCCUCUAUGCAAGGCUACUAUGGAUCGGAGAAAAUUGUCGAUGAAACCAAGUCACAUGUUCCUGCUGCUACCAAGCAACAAAGACCUCCACCUCCACCUCCACCUUCAUACAACCUUCGCCAAUUCGAAUCCGUCAACGAGGCACCUCCAUUGGCCUUCCGGAAGCCAAUCCCGGUCGCCGAACGUAUUGUCAGCGCGAAAGAUGCCAUCAAGGAUUUUGAUGGAAAGAUGAAUAAAGGCUAGACGGCUCUUUUCCAAGAGAUUCAAAUAAGGGCAAGGCUGGUGCAACAUCUUGUCAUACGUUACUAGCUCACCUGAUCUCCUGACGCGUCAUUUUCUCGAGACUAAGAAAUCGUUCUA